AUGAACGCACCGCACGAGAGCCGGACGCCCGACGGUGGCAGGCCGCGCCCGCCGCAGCACGCGGCCAGCGGGCUCCCGCGCGCGGCGGCGCCGGCCGACCGCGCCGCCCGCGGCACGACCCCCGGGGGCACCGCCCCGGCGCGGCCCGCACGCGGAGAGUGCGGCAAACCGGCCCGCCCGCACGCGCCCGCCGCGCAGGCCGGCACGCGCCCCCGGCCGCCCACCGGCGCUGUGGCGCGCGCGCGCCCUAGGGCGCGGCCCGCGCCCGCUGCUCCCCGGCCUCCAAGCAUGGAGGCGGCCUGGGACCGCGCGCGCCGCGCGCUCCGCGCGCGUCGCGUUCCUCGCGCUCGCGCGCGCGCUGCGCUCUCGCGCGCGUCGCGCGCGGCUCGCUCGCUCUCGCUCGUCGCUCGCUCGGCGGGCCUGGUUACCGGGGCUCGGGGUCAUGGCGACCAAGCAGGGGCAGCUCCUUCUUUGUGA
Penaeus chinensis is the source of this 477-nucleotide messenger RNA. RefSeq names its product translation initiation factor IF-2-like. The transcript has a single exon. NCBI's taxonomy places the organism in Eukaryota, Metazoa, Arthropoda, Malacostraca, Decapoda, Penaeidae. The coding region runs from base 1 to 477 and encodes 158 amino acids. The record is from RefSeq and is a predicted model, not a curated record.